UCAACUGAUCACACGAGCUUUCUCACCUCUGUCUUUCUCCAUCCCCUGAGUCUCUCUGUACUCUCUCUCGCUCUCUUUCAAUGGCGGAUAGUGGUUCUGCGGCUGCCAAGAGAAUGUGUUUGGUGCCUGAACGAGCCAAGCUGCACUUGGCCAUGUUGGCCUUGCAGUUUGGUUAUGCUGGUUUUCAUGUUGUUUCCAGAGCUGCCCUUAAUAUGGGUAUCAGCAAACUUGUUUUCCCUGUCUACAGGAACAUCAUCGCUUUGCUGCUUCUCAUUCCUUUCGCCUAUUUCCUAGAGAAGAAGGAGAGGCCAGCCCUGACAACUAACUUUCUUGUUCAGUUCUUCCUCCUUGCACUUGUUGGAAUAACAGCGAAUCAAGGAUUCUACUUGUUGGGAUUAGAUUACACUUCACCCACGUUUGCCUCUGCUAUACAGAACUCUGUGCCGGCAAUCACCUUUCUCAUGGCUGCCAUACUCAGGAUAGAACAGGUGAGGUUAAAUAGAAGGGAUGGCAUAGCCAAGAUGGUAGGAACCCUGUCGUGUGUGGCUGGAGCUUCGGUCAUCACACUUUACAAGGGUCCAACCUUAUUUGGUCCAGUCGCACCACAUUUAAAGGAGACGCAUCAACUGUUUCUGUCCCUAGGAGACGCCGAAGGGAAGAACUGGACCUUGGGUUGUAUCUACCUCAUCGGUCACUGUCUCUCCUGGUCUGCUUGGCUUGUCUUGCAGGCCCCAGUGCUGAAGAAAUACCCGGCAAGGCUCUCCGUUACCUCUUACACAUGCUUCUUCGGUUUGCUCCAGUUCUUAGCCAUCGCUCUAUUCAUGGAAAGGAACUACCAAGCCUGGCUGGUUCACUCCGGCGCCGAACUCUUCAGUGUUUUCUAUGCGGGAGUGGUGGCUUCAGGAAUAGCGUUUGCUGUUCAGAUCUGGUGCAUUGACAGGGGAGGCCCAGUGUUUGUGGCAGUGUAUCAACCCGUGCAGACCUUAGUUGUCGCUAUCAUGGCUUCCAUUGCUUUGGGCGAGCAGUUCUACUUGGGCGGGAUCAUAGGUGCGGCAUUGAUUAUCACAGGAUUGUAUCUGGUUCUAUGGGGGAAGAACGCGGAGAGAAAAUUCGCAAAGGAAGCUGCUGUGAAUGUGAUUGCAUCGUCUCCCGGUGCGGAGCAUUCUCAUGGGAUCAUCAACAAUAGGGCAGCUAGCCAUGCCAAGUCCUCCUCCCUUGUCCAACCACUUCUCCCUUCUUCCACUGCUACUGAUAGUGUUUGAUUUCCAACUCAUCCGACUGUGAUCUGAGACAAAGCCCACGAACUUAAAAUGUUACAGUUUUUAAAUGGGUCUCUCUACGAACUUGUUUAAUUAGUUAUGUUAAGUCAGGUUUAAUUU
Molecule: messenger RNA, 1379 nt
Organism: Telopea speciosissima
Lineage: Eukaryota; Viridiplantae; Streptophyta; Magnoliopsida; Proteales; Proteaceae
Product: protein WALLS ARE THIN 1-like
Exons: 7
Coding region: 81-1262 (393 amino acids)
Cellular component (GO): plasma membrane
Molecular function (GO): transmembrane transporter activity
Source: RefSeq, a predicted model, not a curated record